Alnus glutinosa is the source of this 573-nucleotide messenger RNA. RefSeq names its product phosphatidylinositol 3,4,5-trisphosphate 3-phosphatase and protein-tyrosine-phosphatase PTEN2A-like. The transcript has 2 exons. The record is from RefSeq and is a predicted model, not a curated record. Bases 1 to 573 code for a protein of 190 amino acids. NCBI's taxonomy places the organism in Eukaryota, Viridiplantae, Streptophyta, Magnoliopsida, Fagales, Betulaceae.
AUGUGGGACGUCACAUCUUUGCUUUGCCAGGGGAGCCAGAGGAAAUUGCCCUCCCCGGGAUUUCAGGUUGAGUUUGUGUUGGUAGAUUCUAAUGGCAUUGUUACUACAACACCCAACAUUGAAACUGCUGCCAAGAAAACAGAUGAAAGCUCGGGCACUCCUCCUGCAACAGUUGAUGAGGGUGCAUCCAGACCAACCCAAAACAAAGACCUGAAAGGUCAUGAUAAAGAUGCCGUUUUUUCUGAUAGUGAGGUGGAGGAAACCGGUUCUUCAAAGAGCAGGCAAGCAGAAGUAGCUUCUGCAGCAGGAGGAACUGUCAUCAAUACCACCUCCAGUUCUGAGACUAGGACAGAUUCAGAUCAAAUUGCAAGUUUAUCUCGUGAGACUGAACAUAUAUCUCUGGGAAACACUGGCUCAACACAGAUGCAUGUUGAUACUGAGCCUAAAAGUGAUGUUGGUGAUGGAGCUGUAUCAGCCCUUGAGGUGCCCAACACAAAAAGUGAAUUCAAGGCAAUGGCAGCUGAUGCUUCUGUUUUUACCUUUGGAGAUGAUGAGGACUUCGAAAGUGAAUAA